CAACAGUAUCAUUUUUUUCAUUUCAAGCUGAAGAUUUACAGCCAUACAUCUUUUCAUGCAUAUUAAUGAUUUAAAGAGGAAGGAAGCCAGGCCGCUUUUUAACAGCUUGAUAUAUGUUAAAUACCAAUGUACCAACCACAGAAGACACACUCUGUCUUCAUAGACUACAUCCUCCUUCUUUAAUGUAGACAUGUUUACUGUGAGUUACUGACACACAGUAUUUCUCAUGUAUGUGAUCUAGCUGCUGAUUUAACAGAGACCAGAGGAGCAGCUAUGAGUUUAACAGCAGCAGCGAGUGGAUUUGUUGUCUUCCUUCUCUCUGUACAAGUGAUACAGGGUCAGGAUGACUGGGGGGUAACUUACACCUCUACUCAGAUCUGUGCUGUUAAAGGAUCAACAGUGAACAUACGCUGCAGCUACACAUACCCAUACAGAUGGAAAGGCAGUGUUACUACAGUUGAGAAAACAUUAUGGUUUACUAAAAUGAAUUAUUAUCAACCUGUAGAUCUGACAACAGACUCAGAAUAUUCAGGUCGUGUGCAGUACAGUUAUAAAAACAAGGACUGCACUCUGAGAAUCUCAGACCUGAGAGAGAGAGACUCAGCUGUGUACAAGUUCAUGUUCACAACAAACCAAGAAGGUGGAAGAUAUAUCAGUUCACCUGGAGUCACUUUGUCUGUCACAGCAGGUCUCCAGGUGAUAUCACAUUCUAACUGGCUGGAGUGUCAGAGCAGUUGUCGUCUACCUAAUAAUCCUUCCUAUGUCUGGUACAAGAAUGGACAGGAAAUUCAGACACAAACAUCUUAUUAUUUAAACCCUGUGUAUUAUUCAGACAGCUAUUCCUGUGCUCUUCAAGGAUAUAAGGACUUCCCCUCUCCUUCAGUGUGUGUCCAAGGUGAAUCCUGCAACAGAGUGACGUACACUGACAGAAGCAUCUGUGCCUCCGAAGGCUCUUCAGUGGACAUUUCUUGCACUUACAGCAGUUAUGAAGAUCAAGUUGAAUCAAAACUCUGGUUCCGUCGUGAGCGUAAUCAUCGAGGACAGAAUCCUUCCCAGCCUGAAGACCUUAGUACAGACUCCCAGUAUACAGGUCGUGUUCAUGUAGAAACAGAGAGAGGACGCUCCACUCUGAGAAUCUCUGACCUGAGAGAGAGAGACUCAGCUGAGUAUCACUUCAAAUUCAUAACACCAAGCUUUGAAUGGAGGAGUAGUUUACCUGGAACAACUCUGACUGUCACAGCUCUGCAGGUGCAGGUGAUCAGAGUCUAUCAGUCUCAGACCAAGGCAGAGCUGAAGUGUCACAGCAGCUGCAGUCCAGCUGGUCGUCUCUCCUACGUCUGGUUCAAGAACAGAGAACACAUUACCUGGGUGGAGACAUCUACUUAUACAACCUGGUUUAAUCCCACAGACGUCUUCUCCUGUGCGUUGAAAGGACAUGAGAAGUUCCCCUCUCCUUCAGUGUAUGGUCCAAAGCUUCCCUCUGUGUCAGUGAGUCCCUCUGGUGAGAUAGUGGAGGGCAGUUCAGUGACUCUGACCUGUAGCAGUGAUGCUAACCCAGCAGCUAACUACACCUGGUACAAGGAGAAUGAAGACUCACCAAAAGCAUCAGGACAGAUCUUCACCAUCACUGACUUCAGAGCUGAACACAGUGGGAAUUAUUACUGUGAAGCCCAGAACAGAAGAGGACGUCAGAACUCCACCUUACAUCUGAUUGUUGUAGCAGAUACAUCAACAAUAACACUGAUAACAAACAGCAUCAGGUUGACUCUGGUGGGGGUGGGGGGACUGAUUCCUCUGCUUCUUUUUUGUCGGUGGAUGAGGAAGAAGAAAGCUCUGAGCUCCACCACUGAACCAGAUGAACCCAAAGAGACUGUGGAGACUCUUGUCCUGAGUAUGAGGACAUCUCAGAGACUGCAGCACAGACAGAAGACCCAGAGGAGCAGGAAGACCUGGUGUGAAGUCAAACCAGAGGGAGACUCACAUGGAGGAAAAGAAAAAGAAGUCUUUAACUCCAAAUGUUUUCAUUCUCAGUUUUUUAGAAGCAGCAGGUAGCAGAAGAUUUGAGAAGAAUGCAGCUUUAUUUGUACCUGUGCAGGUACAUAACAUAACUGAACUCAGUUCAGGAUUUGACUUGGUAUGUAAAGUGAUAUUUUAUGUAGUAAAUUACUUUUAAGAAACAUUGUUCACCCUUUCACAUCACACCUGUCCUGGCAGAGAAAGCCAGUAAAGUCCAACUAUUCCACAGCAUGUACAGUAGAUCUUAUAUGGUAUAUUUUUACACAUUGAAAAACAUUAGCUCAGCUCUGCCAAACUUUGCUAGUUGUUCAUUUGUAUUGAAUGAAUUGUAUUGUAGUCUGAACAUCAUGCCAGUUCCCUCUCACUGCUGCAGAGGGAGAUAGUGUGCAGGUGCAAGCUUUUGAUUUCAGCUUUAAACAAACUCUUUUUGUGUUCAUUCUUCAGAAUGAAGUUUUUAUUGAUCAGUAAUGAGUGCAAAUAAAAUUAAAUCAGUUGGUAUGCUCUGACGUAUUUCUCAUGUCCACUUGAUUUGUCUAACUUGAACAGUUAAAGUCUCAUAUUACUUCAUUAAUAUCUAAUGUGUGGUCUACGAAAGACGCAUUACGGGCUUCAUAUCUGCUCAGUUACAGAGUAGGGAGAAAGGGGCUGCCGCACACAAUUGCUGAAGACGUGUGUUUGCCAGCGGCCAAAGAGAUGGUGGAGUGUAUGAUUGGAGAGAAAGAGGCAAAAAAGUUUGACGUGAUUCCUGUGCAAUUUAAUUCAAUGUACUGUCGUUCUAAUUUCCAUAACCGUUGUGUUAUGAUGAUGAUGAUGAUGCUAGCUCCACGGUCAUUUAAUAGGCUUAGCCUAUUGCUGCAAUGUUUCUUUUACGCGGCUGAAAAUAACCGUGCUUUCUGUUACUGAGCCUGUGUCUGUCACUUGUCCUCUUAAAAGUGGAAGCUAUUGGUAGCUUUGUUGCAUUAUAUUGAAACUUUGUUGAUGUUGUUAUUGUCAUGCGUGUUCUGGUUAUUUGCGCAUGAUUAAACAUGAGUCUUUAUAUGGCGAUAAAACAAAGCUU
Sander lucioperca (pikeperch) is the source of this 3073-nucleotide messenger RNA. Its product is annotated as B-cell receptor CD22-like. Bases 274 to 2052 code for a protein of 592 amino acids. NCBI's taxonomy places the organism in Eukaryota, Metazoa, Chordata, Actinopteri, Perciformes, Percidae. The record is from RefSeq and is a predicted model, not a curated record. The transcript has 10 exons.